This is a messenger RNA of Photinus pyralis (common eastern firefly), 1151 nucleotides long. RefSeq names its product alpha-tocopherol transfer protein-like. Gene Ontology annotation, molecular function: phosphatidylinositol bisphosphate binding. The record is from RefSeq and is a predicted model, not a curated record. The transcript has 6 exons. Lineage: Eukaryota; Metazoa; Arthropoda; Insecta; Coleoptera; Lampyridae. Gene Ontology annotation, cellular component: membrane. Bases 128 to 1021 code for a protein of 297 amino acids.
GCAAUAAUUAACUCGCGGGACUUUUGCCUCAUUUACUUCCACAUUAAUCCGAAUAACAGCCAGUAAAUCCGCCUCGCUCAAAAGGAGGUUGCGGGGACUUUCUACAUUAUAAUCGGCAAUACGCAAAAUGCCGUUCGUUUACGCGGACGUGGAAAAAGUGUACGAAAAGACCGAGGGGUUGAAACGCGAAGACGUCCGCCAUCUCAGGGAGUGGAUGGGCAAACAGCCCCAUCUGCCCCAAGUUACGGAUCUCGACAUCAUAUUCUUCUUGCACAGUUGCUACUACAGCAUCGAGCGGGCGAAGAUCUCGAUCGAGAAUUACUAUACCUGUUUGACGGCGUCCCGCGAGGUCUUCGGAAGGAAGGAUCCGGAGGAGUUUCGGAAAUGUCUGCAGGAAGCAGCGUACAUACCACUACCAAAACUAACACCGGAAGGCUACCAAGUAUUAUUCUGCCAAAUUCUCGUUUCCGACCCGAACAGUUUUUCGUUCAACAAUCACAUCAAGUACGUCGACGGAUGCAUGAAGAGCUGGUUUUUGGAGAGGGGGCCAGGUGAAGGGGUGGUCAUCAUUUUAAACAUGGACGGAUUCGUUUUGGGACACCUUUUAAGAAUCCCCCUGUUCUCAAUAAAAAAACUCAUGUUUUACUUUCAAGACGCGCUACCAGUGCGACUGAAAUCCGUUCACGUGAUCAACACCAUGCCGCUCAUCGAAAAGGUGCUUGCGGUGGUCAAGCCGUUCAUGACAGCGGAACUGAUCAAAAUCGUGUACUUCCACACCAGCAACCUGGAAACCCUAGACAAGUUCGUGCCGCGAGCUCUGCUCCCAUCGGACCACGGAGGCGAUCAAAAAUCCGUCAUGGAGCUGCACGAGGAGAACUUCCAACGUAUCGUUGAUAAGCCGGAGUUUUUCGAAAUCGAAGAGAGCAGGGGAACCGAUGAGUCUAAACGGAUGGACAAGUUCGCAAAUAAACACGCCACAUUCGGCAUUGAGGGGUCGUUCCGGAGUUUGGAAAUUGACUAACAGAAGCACUGUAUGUAAAUUAUUAAUUGCGAAAUGCAGUUGUUUCUGUUAAUUUGCAUGUAAUGUAAAUAAUUUGUGAAUUAUGCGUUACUUAACUUUCAUAUGUGUUAAUAUAAUAUCUUACAAACAA